AUUUUGGGUCGAGUCAUCAUCGCCCCAAGUAGAUAAAAACCACAAAUACAUCGAUGUCUCACAUAUCUCUUCUAAGUUCUCGAGCGUAAGGAUAAUUUUCUUUUCCACAUUUGGCGGAAAACCUCUUAGUGAUUUGAAGUGUCCUUUUCGGUGAAGCCCGACCUUUUUUCUUAACAUCAUGAUUUCAACUACAACUUCCCAUGGUGGCGCCCUUGGCGGCCACGAAGCCGUGGAUAGAGCCCCUACUAAUCACGUCGUGCCGAAACCGAUCCCCGACUCACAGACUCGGGAUCCUCGGAGGUACCAGCUGAAUCAGAUAAAAAGGCGCUUCUCUCCUAUAGAAAAUACGUUGCAAGACGGAACAACAAAUCUACUGUUCCAGCUCAAACCAUCCGAUCCAGACUUUCCUUUUGAGCUAGAUUAUCUAAAAUGCGAGCUUCGGGUACCUGCCUUAUAUCCGGAGAGGCCCCCUGUUCUUCGGGUCAAGAACAAGGACAUCCCUCGUGGAUUUGCCGUCAAUAUAGAAAGAGGAUGGGUCAGGCUUGUCCAUGAAAAUCAAGACUCAACUCUAUUGGCUCUUAUCAAUGCUUUGGACAAAAACCUUGAAGCAUUUCUUUCGGAGCAAAAGACCGAGACUGUGACGCUGUUAUCCUUUAAGGAUAUAAGACACCUGGAUAGCUCAGCCGCUGUGUCGGGCGAGGCUUCAUCUCCGACGGUUGAUAUACAACCAAAACCCACUCCGGUGCCUCGAAGACAAUAUGUCCCAGAGGAAUCUUUCACGGAAGAGCAAAUCGCCACUGCGAGAGCAAGACGAGCGCAAGAGAUCAGACAGCUCGAAUCUCGUAUGUCUCGGAUGCCUCAUUACCAAAAAUCCGCGGAUGGAAUUGUUUAUACUUUACCCUUAGAGCCAAGGCGACGGAAUGAAUUGCCGAUGGGGUUACAGCAAAUUAAAUCAGUUCAGUUGAUCAUCCCCUUGCUUUACCCCCUACAGCCCUUGAGAGCUCUGCUUAAUAACGUCGAGUCACAAGAUGCUGAGGCCCUAGAAGAAAUAUUUGCACAAAGGGCUGCCCAACAGAAGCAGAUGAACUUGACGAGUCAUCUAAAUUAUCUCUCUCAGAAUAUUCACACAAUGGCUAAACAGGCCCACGCAGCAAAAAUGCCAUCUGAGGUGGCUUCAAAGGGUGAUAGCGAGGUAGCUGAUACCAUAUCUCAACAGACGGUAGCCCCCAAAAAUGCCAGUGACGACGGAAGAAGUCACAUUCAAGUCAUUCCUCGCCCCCCAGAGUGGAGCUUCGGUAAUGAAUCCGGAGAGUCAGACAAUUCUGACGAUGAUUUCUGGGACUCGGAAGACGAAUCUGACGACGGGGGUGCGGCGAUCGGCAUACGGAACGAAGGCGUCUCAGUUGCUACACAGCAGGCCGAAAAGGGCACGGCGAUGUCAUUCCCAUCAAUCGAACUGCAUGGUAUCGAGCUACUCCAAGUAUCAAUAUUGAACCUUAGCGUUAAGUGCGAGCGCUGUAAAACAUUAAACGAGGUAACGGGGUUAAAGCCAGAGGUAGAAAAGACAGGCAGCUGUAAGAAGUGCGCCACAGCAUUUACGGUUAAGUUCCGUCAGGAGAUGGUGCAUCAGAGCUCGACCAGGGCCGGAUUCAUCGACGUUGCCUGCUGCACCGUCGCCGACAUGCUUCCUAGCACAUUCGUGCCCACAUGCUCUAGAUGUUCGACGCCGAGUCAGGGGCUAGUAACCGUUCGAGGAGACGCCAUCACCAACGUCUGCCGAGAGUGCCACGCCAAGUUCACCUUCAAGAUCCCCGAGGUCAAAUUCCUCGCCAUCAGCCACGGGUCUCUGCCGCCGCCCGCGGCCGGGCCGCGGAAGCGCGUAGAGAAACUGGGCCUGCAUGCAGGCGACCCGCUGCCCGAGAAGGGCACGUGUCGGCACUACCGGCGGUCGUACCGGUGGUUCCGCUUCUCGUGCUGCGCCAAGGUAUACCCGUGCGACAAGUGCCACGACGCGUCCGAGGACCACGCGCAGGAGUGGGCGAACCGGAUGGUGUGCGGGUGGUGCAGCCGGGAGCAGAACUACGCGGUGGAGGCGUGUCUGUUCUGCGGCCGCAGCGUGAUCGGGAAGAAGGGGAGGGGGUUCUGGGAGGGGGGUAAGGGGACUAGGGAUAGGAACAGGAUGAGCAGGAAGGAUAAGAGGAAGUUUCGCCGCGUGGGAGGGAGUGAGGGGAGGAAGAAGGAUUAGGGGGGCUGUGAAGUUGGGGAUACGGCGGCUUUGGCUGUUCACGUUGACCAGAUGUUGUAAAUAUUGAAAUGGUAUGGGUGAAGGUUUUUGUGGGAUAAAAUCUGGUGAUCUGCAAGUCCGGAAUUUAUGCCUUCAAUCUAAUGCCUCUUGUUCAGAGGUAAGUAGACGCAUAUAUAUGGGCAAGUUAUGGAUUGUAGGGGGAUGGGACUUCAUAUAAACAAAUACUGACCUCGAGUAGGGAAAGCUACGAUCACUCUACACACUUGAAAGAGACGAAAAUAACUAAUAAUCUUAAUGCUAAAAUCAGAAAUGGUUGGGCGUGAGGGAUAUUAAUGGAGAUAGGAGUAAAUCAAGUCCCCUUUACCUUGGCUUGCCUUCUUAUAGAUACCUACCUAUAUUUUGGGUCCGACAAGGCAAAUGGCCAUGUCCUUUGUUCUAGAUGUCUCAUCUAGAAUCCGGACACAACCUUCAGCUCAAUGCCUAGUAGCUCUACCAACCUUGUCC
Molecule: messenger RNA, 2749 nt
Organism: Daldinia decipiens
Lineage: Eukaryota; Fungi; Ascomycota; Sordariomycetes; Xylariales; Hypoxylaceae
Exons: 2
Coding region: 179-2245 (688 amino acids)
Molecular function (GO): zinc ion binding
Source: RefSeq, a predicted model, not a curated record